AAUGAAUUAAAAGCCACUGAAGAGUAUUCAUUAUCGAGUUGAGACGCAUAUCGAUUUAUCUUCCAAGGGCAAGAUAUCAUCUGUUGAGAGUAAUUCUUAACGUUAUGGUUCACCUAACAAAUUGCCUUCUCUUCAAAAUAUUUGCAGAACUAUUUAAGGUGAGGAUGGAACGGUAAUGAAUGAAGAUGAGGAGAUCAUAGGUUUUUGCCAUGAGAUCCUUAAUGAGUAGGGCCAAUAAUGUGAGUAGCAAUCGGACUACUAGAACAAAGUGGGUACUUGAAUUAAAUGAACGCAAAGAUCUUAAACAAUUAGAACAAUGGACAGAUGUAUAUAACUUUUAUUUUGUAGCUCAUGGUUCAAUAAUUAUAAUUACAACAAUACAGCAACAUUAGAGAUUUCUAUGAAAAAAUGGAGUUGGUCUACACUGGUUCCAUUACUUAGUUAGGUUAGUAAUUGGCUAUUAAGUGCAUUGAUUAUUAGACUAUAUUGAAUAAAAUAUGGUCAUCAUUUACUCAUGCAGUAAAGGAGAUUAUUGAAAAGUAAUCUGAAACAAAUAGAAAAAUAGAGAAAGAUUGUCUAUCAGAAACUGUGAAAUUGCAUCAAAUGUACUAAAAAACAUUGAAUGAUAAAGGUAGUAAAUUAUAAGAGGCUGAAAGAUAUUUGAAAUAAAAUUCUGAUUAAAAUGAUAAAAUGAUUAAAGAAGGUAGAUAUUUAAGAAAAAAAUGUUAAAAAUUAGAAUAAGAACUACUAAACUUAAGAAGAGAAUGUGAUUUUUUUAAAUUAUAGAAUUCUGAUCUAAUAAGAGAGAUUGAUGCAAUGAAAGUCUUUAUUAAUCAUCAAGUUGAUCCUUCUAUUUAUAUUCAUUAAAAUCUUGUUAAUGCUUAAUAAAUUGAAGAAAAAUUUGCAGAUGAAUUGUAACAUGCUAAAAAAGAGAUGUUUGAAGACUUUAAACAUCAAUUUGAAUAAAGAACUAUGAUAUAUGAAGAUAUGUAUUAAAAAAAAUUAGAUGAUUUAGAAAGAAGAGAAAUAUUAAAUUAAAAUUAGGAAGAUGAAUAAAUACUUUAAGAUUAUUAAUAAACUAUAUUUAAAGAUGAAUGUGUUGGUAAUUCAGUCACUUAUAAAACAUAAGAAACUGACACUUAUGAUUUAAUUGAAUUAUCAGAUGCAUCUGUCUAAACAAUUUAAUUUAAAAAAAAAUUAUAUGAUUGGAGUACUUAAACACCUCCUAUUGUUACAUUCAAUUAAUCUGUUGAAGCCAACUUUUCUAUGAUAAAAAGGGAAUGUAUUCCCAGAAAUAAAGAAGAAUAGACUUAUUUAGAAAUGUCCAGAUAUCCUAUUUAAGUAUUUAUUGAUGAUUAUCAUGAAAUCAAAAUUACUUAUAAUAAAUAUACAUUUAACUAAGAUUUAGAGGAUUUGAUAGAUCAAUUGGCUUAAAGAUCUAGAUAAUUAUUUAAUAUAUUAACAAUGAAGGAAGAAUUUCAUUUAGAUGAUUUUUAAUGUGUGAGCUAAUAUGUCAUUAAUAGUUAUAAUGUUUUUAUUAAGCUUAUUAGAAGUUUGGAAACCUUAAUAAUUGAAAGCAAAUCUACUUUAGUAGAAAAUAAGAUUAGUCUAUAUGAAUCAUAGAUUGAUUCUAAAUAAUCAUGUAGAAAAUAGAUUCAUGCUGAAAAAAAAUUGGAUUUAUUGAUUGUUAAACAUUAAUUAACAUUAAAAUAGGUAUCAUUCCUCUAAAAAUAAAUUAUCAGAGUUCACAAAUAUUUACCACAUUUUCAAAUUGAAACUAUAAAAAGAUAAGCAAUAAAAAAGAAAAUAUUCUUAGAAUUUCCAAAAGUUCAAUCACCUGGACCAAAUCUAUUACCUCCUGAAAAAUCAAAUACAAUCUUCUUUUCUUCUUAACCUUAAUUAUUAAUACCUCCAUAAAUCAAUCAAUCUACUAGUUCAUAAAUAUAAAAGUCUGCUUUAGAUAUAGCAUAAAGUGAAUCAACAGAACCACAAUAAUUAAGAAGAGAUUAAUCAGUUGAUUUAUCUAGAGAACCAAGAGAAACUCCACCAAUCAGUCCAACUAAAAAACAUCAUCCAGUUUAAAUAUGUAAAUUGAAUGUUAUUUUAAUUAUUUAGUUUUUUAAGAUUCAUUAGCUCCACCAGAUGAUUCCUCUUCAGAUGAUGAUUAAGAAGUAGAUAUUGAGGCUUAAUUAUCUCCAAUAAAAAAUUUAUUAUCAAUAGAGAAGAAAUUAUUUGUUAGUAAAUGUCCAUCCAAAAAUACAUAAACAGCUACUCAACUUUUAUUAUAAGAGAUAUAAUAAUUUAGAAGAGAUAGAAUCGAUAAUAUUGUUACAAGAUAAACUUUAUAAAAAUAUUUGUCUAGUUUUGUUUGUUGGUGUGUGAAAUAUGGAAAGUACAAUUAUCCUCUACAUAUAUAAUUAUAUGAAUUUUAUUAAAUAGAGAAUUUUUAAUAGCCUCCUUAAGUUUGGUUAUAAAAAUACUAAAGAAUAAUUAAGAGUAUUAUCUAUUAUAAGAAAAAGACAACAUAUGCUAAAUUAUUCCAUUAAAUGUUAAUUGGAGAUUAGAGUUUUAAUAUUUAUUUGAGUACUUUGAAUGUUAUUCAAAAUAAAGAAUUCACAGAAAAUGGAAUUUUUGUCCAAUAAUCAUAACUUUCUGAAGCUAUCAGACAAUAUGUAAGAAAUACUAUUCCAAAAUAUGUUCAACUUGUUGAUUAUGAUCAAGAGAUAUAACCAUAUAUGUAAGGUAUGUUGGAAUUCAAAACAAAAGAGAUUACAUAAAAAUAUUAGUUAAUUUUAACAUUAUUCAAUUAAGAUCGAUUUACAUAACUUUAAUUUAGACUUUUGCUUAUGGAAUUGGAUUCAUAGAAAACUGAAUAAUAGAUAAUUAAUUUAUUUAUUAAUGAAUGUGAUUUAGAAUAGAAUAAUAUAUAAUAUAUGUCACAUAAAAGAUUUUCAUAGAUUUGUGAAGAACAUAAUUUAUUAGUAAAUUUGAAUGAAUAUUUGCAAAAGAAUAAUGCUUAAUAUUUUAAUGAUAUGAAAUUAUGGAAAAUAAGAGAAAUUGAAUUAAAAUUGAUGUUAAUAAGAUCAUAAUAAUAUGAUUCUACUGAGAGAGAAGUAUUUUAUAGAAUGAAUGAAUUGAAUUCAAAUGAGUAGAGAAUAUUAUUGGGGAGAUUCUUAGAGAGAAGAGCCAAAGAACUAUUAUUAGAGUAAUAUGCAUUUGAAUGUCUACCCUAAUAUAUGUAGAUCAUACUAAAUUUUUAAUGA
Messenger RNA from Paramecium primaurelia, 3263 nucleotides. The record is from the annotation of a GenBank genome assembly. NCBI's taxonomy places the organism in Eukaryota, Ciliophora, Oligohymenophorea, Peniculida, Parameciidae.